This is a messenger RNA of Thalassophryne amazonica, 1249 nucleotides long. RefSeq names its product metabolism of cobalamin associated C (gene mmachc). Bases 122 to 919 code for a protein of 265 amino acids. The record is from RefSeq and is a predicted model, not a curated record. Gene Ontology annotation, cellular component: cytoplasm. Gene Ontology annotation, molecular function: FAD binding; demethylase activity; cyanocobalamin reductase (cyanide-eliminating) (NADP+) activity. Gene Ontology annotation, biological process: cobalamin metabolic process. NCBI's taxonomy places the organism in Eukaryota, Metazoa, Chordata, Actinopteri, Batrachoidiformes, Batrachoididae. The transcript is spliced from 5 exons.
UUAUGAAAUAAUUAUACCACCAGUAAGUGCCCAGUCUGAGAUUUUCUGGUCACAUUCGAAUUCCAGCAGAACAUCAUACCCCACAAUCCAUUGCUUUGUGUUCAUAAUCUCCAAACGCAAUAUGGCGGCGACAACUGUCAAUGUGGAAAAAGUGACUGGGACGCUGGAAGACUCUCUGUCCAAACUCGGGUUUGAAGUCUAUCCUCUAAAAAUUGGGUGGUACAACUCGGUGGUGCCUCCAUCCUGGCACCUGGCUUACCCAGACGACAGCCUGGCUGUGGUGGUGCUCAGCACUCCCGCCAUGUUUGAACAAGCUUUCCUGCCUUUCUUGGAAGACAGAGGCUGCCAGGGUCUGUCUGACCCCAUCGACCAGUGUGUCAAACGCUGUGUCUCCUCUGCCGUCUCACAGUGUUUUCCAGGACAGAAGGUGGAUGUGAGUUAUGACUUUGAGCUGCUGCCCAGCAGGAAGCCAAAGUUCUUGGCUCAGACUGCUGCACACGUCUCUGGAGCCGCUUUCUACUACCAACAGGCCGACAUCACAGAUCAGCCAUGGGACAAAAAAAUGUUUGGAGUGUGCAUGCACCCGAGGUUUGGGGGCUGGUUUGCCAUCAGAGCUCUGUUGAUAUUUGGAGGCGUGACCGUGGGACCUGAGCUGGUGCAGCCUGCUCCUCCGGACUGUGUUCCCUCCAGAGAGGACAGGAUAAAGCUGCUGGAAGCCUUCAACUUUCACUGGAAGGACUGGAGCUACAGAGACUUUGUCCGCCUGAUUCAGACUUACUCCCAGAAACAGAGGGACUAUUUUGCCACCGUGCCCGCCCAGCGGUUUGCUCUGCUCAGGAGCUGGGGGCUGCUGUCACAGGACAGCGAGUGUUCUGACCCCGGCUCCGACACACUGACGCAGGUGAAAGGACACUGUUAAAACAGAUUAACCCGCCCCCUUGCACAGGCCUCAAAUUAAAUAUCGAUUGAUUCCUCAUCAAACAAUAUGACAUUGAAGCUCAGGAACAGAUGUUGAUCUAAGCUUGUUAAGUUUUGGUGAAUGCGGGUUUGUGUUGUGUGGGAGUGUCCUUCCAUUAUUUGCAUAUGAACUCUGAAAUCCGUAUGGCUGCUCGCUCAUGUUUCAUUCUUCUAGCACUUCCAACUUAACUGAAACUUAAAGGAACAGUUCACUUAUUUUAUAACCUUACUUGUAUUAAGAAUUGCUAAUCAAAUCUGUGAGGGCUCCACUCACCUUUGACAACUGUCAUAU